AUGUUCCCGGAACGUUCACAUAACAAGAAACCUUCAGCCAAGCAACUCGGUGAUAAGGGAUACAGUAAUUUAGUGUCUCCAAAUGGUGCACGGGAACGUCAUUCAUCCGGUGAAUACAGUAUAAGCUAUCCUUCCUCACGCACUUAUGUGCGAUUAUUGAAUCCAAUGACAUUUGCGGUUCGAGCAGGAGAUGGCGUACCUCAUUUCGUUGAAGUAACGCAUCACGGUGAAGCGGACGACGUACUGCAGUGGUAUUGUAGCUGUGAACUUCGACUUCGAUGUGCUCACAUUAUCAGCGUUAUGUUAGUUCAUUUCCCUUAUGAAUUGCAGAAAAUCAACGAUAGUUUAACGUGGUGA
Gongylonema pulchrum is the source of this 357-nucleotide messenger RNA. The record is from the annotation of a GenBank genome assembly. NCBI's taxonomy places the organism in Eukaryota, Metazoa, Nematoda, Chromadorea, Rhabditida, Gongylonematidae.